Molecule: messenger RNA, 5477 nt
Organism: Callorhinchus milii (elephant shark)
Lineage: Eukaryota; Metazoa; Chordata; Chondrichthyes; Chimaeriformes; Callorhinchidae
Product: peroxidasin homolog
Exons: 23
Coding region: 204-4538 (1444 amino acids)
Biological process (GO): response to oxidative stress
Molecular function (GO): protein binding; heme binding; peroxidase activity
Source: RefSeq, a predicted model, not a curated record
CACAGUAAUUCCCAGAAGCAGACUUGGGUGAAAGUGGCGUCUGGAAGCUGCUGGGGUGAAAUUGACUGGUGGGAUUGGACACACGUGCCUCCUGACUCCAACCCCGAGCAAAUUUUUUUUUGUUUUUCUGGGGGGUGGGAUCGCUUUUUGCAUCUGAUCCCUGGGCGCUCAGAUCAAGGUAAAACUUCGCUGCCCAGUCCAUCAUGUUGGCAAAGCCCCUGGUCCUUUUGCUGAGCGUCCUGUCGUGUUUACCUGCCCACUCUGGGUCCUGCCCGAGUCGCUGCCUCUGCUUUCGGACGACUGUGAGAUGUAUGCACUUGAUGUUGGAAAACAUCCCCGAAGUCACUGCACAGACAACUAUCCUGGAUCUACGAUUCAAUCGCAUUAAGGAAAUCCGGCCAGGAGCCUUUAAGAGACUAAGGAAUCUGAACACACUGCUCCUCAACAAUAACCAGAUUAAAAGGAUUCCUCGGCGGGUGUUUGAGGAUCUAGAAAACCUGAAAUAUCUGUACCUUUACAAGAAUGAAAUUCAAACAAUUCAGAAACAAGUUUUUAGGGGGUUGGUUUCUUUGGAACAACUGUAUCUUCACUUCAAUAAUAUAGAAAUACUAGAGUCAGAAACAUUUAGUGACCUUCCGAAACUUGAAAGAUUAUUCUUACAUAACAAUCGGCUAUCAAGAAUACAUCCCGGGACUUUUUAUCAGCUCGAAUCACUGAAAAGACUUCGCUUGGAUUCCAAUACACUGAUCUGCGAUUGCGAGUUGAUGUGGUUGGCAGAACUGCUGAAGAAAUACGCUGAACAUGGCAAUGCCCAAACAGCUGCCACCUGUGAACAUCCCAGAAGACUUCAGGGACGGUCGGUUACCACAGUAACAGCACAGGAGUUUAAUUGUGAAAGGCCUCGUAUUACUUCUGAGCCGCAGGAUGUCGAUGUCACUCUGGGAAACACAGUUUAUUUCACCUGCCGGGCAGAGGGCAACCCCAAACCCAACAUCAUCUGGCUGCACAACAACAAUGAAAUAGACAUGACGGAUAACAACCGUGUGAAUCUGCUGGAAGACGGGACACUCAUGAUUCAGGACAUAAAGGAGUCCGACCAGGGUGCCUACCAGUGCAUGGCCAAAAAUGUGGCUGGAGAGGUCAAGACCAAUGAAGUUAUUCUCCGCUAUUUUGGGACACCAGCAAAACCUAUUUUUGUCAUUCAGCCACAGAACACAGAGGUAUUGGUAGGGGAGAGUGUUACACUUGAAUGCGGUGUUUCAGGACAUCCACAACCUCGGAUAAUCUGGACUAAGGGGAAUGGAAACCUACUCCCUGAUGACCCCAGGUACACCAUCACUCCUUCAGGUGGCCUCUACAUGCAGAAUGUCACCUUUGAGGAUCAGGGGCAAUACAACUGUAAUGCGAGCAACACUGAAGGCUCCAUCCAGGCCGUAGCCCACAUCAUUGUACAAGAUGGUCCCAAGUUUUCUCUGGUUCCCAGUAAUCAGAUGGUGGUGGAAGGAAACGCUGUCGAGUUUUACUGUGGUGCAGAGGGAACCCCGGCACCAGUUAUCGCUUGGACAAAAGCAGGUGGUCAGCUCCCCAAUGACCGAAGACAUACUGUUUUAUCGAGUGGUACCCUGCGAAUAGUGAGGGUGGCUGCCCAUGAUCAGGGCCAGUAUGAAUGCCAUGCCAUUAGUGUGGUGGGGGCAAGACAUGUGCCAGUGCAACUAACAGUUCAGCCUCUAGUGACACCUAUGUUCAUUCACACACCUCAUGACACAACAAGAGAAACGGGUCAGGAUGUGGAAAUCCAGUGCUCCGCACAUGGAGAACCUCAGCCCAUCAUCACAUGGACCAAGGAUCGGGUGCAGAUCACUGACAGUGGAAAAUUCUUCGUCAAUCCAGAGGGAACUCUGACCAUUCGAGAUGUUGGAGAGGCUGAUCAAGGCCGAUAUGAAUGCAUUGCCCGUAACGCAUUUGGUUUUGUCUCCAGUAACAUGCUAUUGACCAUCACUGCCCUAGAAGGUGACAGAACUGGUGACAGUUUUGUUGAGGAGUCUCUCCAGGAAGCCAUUCACAGCAUCGACAGCGCAAUUAAUUCAACACGAAGAGAUUUGUUUGACAAGCGACCCCGUACCCCAAACGACCUCUUAGCCCUCUUCCGUUACCCCCGUGACCCUUACACUGUGGAGGCAGCAAGAGCUGGUGAGAUCUUCGAGAGGACACUACUGCUUAUCCAGGAACAUGUCCAGCAAGGCCUAACCGUGAACCUUAAUAACACAAGUUAUCGUUAUAAUGAUCUUGUCUCUCCGCGGUACCUUAACAUGAUCGCGAACAUUUCUGGCUGCACUGCUCACAGGCGUUCCCCCGACUGCCUAGACAUUUGCUUUCACCAGAAGUACAGGACGCACGAUAGCACCUGUAACAACCUGCAGCACCCGAUGUGGGGAGCGUCGCUUACUGCUUUCGAACGACUUCUGAAGCCAGUGUACGAAAAUGGAUUCAAUCUUCCCAGAGGCUCCAACCUAAACCAAGAGUACAGCAGCCACCCUCUUCCUCUACCUCGCCUGGUCUCUACGGCAAUGAUCGGGACUGAGACCAUCACACCCGACGACCAAUACACACAUCUGUUGAUGCAGUGGGGACAAUUUCUAGAUCAUGAUUUGGAUCUGACCGUGGCUGCGCUUAGUAUGUCUCGCUUUUCCGAUGGAGAGCCCUGUAACAGGUUCUGUACCAACGACCCUCCGUGCUUUCCGAUUCUCAUCCCAGAUACCGAUCCCCGGGUCCAGAACGGCCGGUGUAUGUUCUUUGUGCGCUCCAGCCCAGUGUGUGGCAGUGGUAUGACCUCCCUCUUAAUGAACUCUGUGUAUCCCAGGGAACAGAUUAAUCACUUGACAUCCUACAUCGAUGCUUCCAACGUGUACGGGAGUACAGAACAUGAAUCCCAGGAAUUAAGGGACCUAACCAAUCAACGUGGGCUGUUAAAGGCGGGCCAGAUUGUGCCUAAGUCUGGCAAACAUCUGUUGCCCUUUGCUACAGGGCCCCCAACGGAAUGUAUGAGGGAUACAAACCAAAGCUCUAUUCCCUGCUUCCACGCGGGUGACCAUAGGGCCAAUGAGCACAUUGCUCUGACCGCAGUACACACUCUGUGGUUCCGUGAACACAACCAUGUGGCCACAGAGCUUCUGAAACUCAAUCCACAUUGGGAUGGAGAUACCAUCUAUCACGAAGCCCGCAAAAUCGUUGGCGCACAGAUGCAACACAUAACGUACAACGAUUGGCUGUCGAAAAUCCUGGGGGGCGUGGGUAUGAAAGUACUCGGCGACUAUAAAGGCUACAAUCCCAACCUCAACGCCGGGAUCGUCAACGCUUUUGCCACCGCAGCCUUUCGCUUUGGUCACACGCUGAUCAAUCCCGUUCUUUACCGACUGAACGAAUCGUUCCGGGCGAUAUCGGAGGGCCACAUUCCGUUGCACAAGGCCUUCUUCUCCCCAUUCCGGAUCAUCCAAGAGGGCGGGAUCGAUCCUCUUCUCCGAGGUUUGUUCGCCGUGCCGGGGAAGAUGAGGGUCCCGAGUGAACUCCUGAACCUGGAGCUGACGGAGAAGUUGUUUUCCAUGGUGCACGCUGUCUCCCUGGACCUGGCGGCAAUGAAUAUCCAGAGGGGACGUGAUCACGGAAUUCCUCCGUACAACGACUACAGAGUCUUCUGCAAUCUCACGUUCGCUCAGGAUUUUGAAGAUUUGAAGAAUGAGAUCAAGGACCCAGAGAUUCGAGAGAAGCUAAAGAGGUUAUAUGGCACUCCGCGGAAUAUAGACCUAUGGCCUGCAUUGAUGGUAGAAGAUAUAAUACCUGGCACAAGAGUGGGUCCUACACUCCUAUGUCUACUUGCCACUCAGUUCCGUAGACUAAGGGAUGGAGACAGGUUCUGGUAUGAAAACGCCGGAGUUUUCACCCCGGCCCAGGUAACCCAAAUCAAGCAAGCUUCACUAGCACGUGUUCUCUGCGACAAUGGAGACAAUAUCCAGCAGGUUCAGCCGGAUGUCUUCAGGGUGGCAAAUUAUCCCCAAGGCUUUGUAAACUGCAAGGAAAUUGCACGGCUAGACCUGCGGAUGUGGCAGGAUUGCUGCGAAGACUGCACUACUCGUGGACGGUUCAACACUCUGUCACAGAAUUUCCGCAGCAAACGUUCGGAAGAGUUCAGUUUUCCCGAAGCAAAUCCUACACAACACAAAUCGGCGACGAGACCAAGUGAGAGAGGACUGGGAGUUCAGGAAACAGUUUCCAACACCUCUUCUACCCCAUUGUAUAAUUGCGGAGCUGAACUGGAAAUGCUAAGAAAAAAGAUAGAGAAACUUGAAGCUCACUUGAAAUUAACGGGCUGCUUUGACAAGGACGGGAAUGUAAGAAGUGAAGGUGAACGUUGGCAGAACAAUCCCUGUACAGCCUGCCACUGUAAGGAGUCACGGACCAUAUGUGUGCAGACAACCUGUCCUCGGAACUGCAGAAACCCAAUGAAGCAGCAAGGAAAAUGUUGUCCUGUUUGUGAGGUGUGACGCCAAGACAGGCCAGUAAAAUGCUCAUAAUUCAGAUCAAUAGAUCAGUUCUCUCUAUUGUUAUCCAGGCACUGAAUACAUCUGUGAUUGUUUUUAAACCAGUCUGUAAUUCUGUAACACUCCCAUCUCUUCCUGAUAUCUUGAAGCAGAAUCAACAGGGGCACAUUGACUGCUGAGAUGAAGUUCUCCCAACGCAACCAUUUCUGAUGUGCGCAAACCGUUAGUUACAAUGUGCACUGGUUUACUGAAAUAUCUUUGAUGACUAUCUUACAGUGAUGAUGGUAUAGAUAAGGGAGAAAGAAAUGUAUCAACUAUGAACUUAUUGACUUUGUAUGCAAAGAUGUUCCGUAGUUACCUCAAUACCAGUGGUUUCUCAUCCUUAUGGUGCUAAAUAUUUAGUGUUUAUUUUUUACAAGUACACGAAAAGGCAUUACAUUUUAAAUUUUAUACAUUGCAACAAAAGAAGUGUUUGUUUUUGAUGUGUUGGAGCUGUUACUUUUUAUACACUGUUAUAUUCUGUUUAGCCCUGAAUGAAGUUUCACUGAAUUAUACCGUUACAAGAUACUACUUGUCACACCGGGGUCCAAGUAAGUAUUGAUUCCACUUUCUCCCAUGAUAUUUUCAGAGGAUAUCGGUCUCUAUUUGAAUCUGCCUACUCCAUUAAAAAAAAGUUAUUGAAUGAUCUACUUUGAUACAUCUUAUGCAUCAUAUUGAAUACCUUUGGUGAUACAAGAUGACGAGUAUCAAUCGUCAAAUCACAUGAUCUGCUGUAUAAAUACUAAUGCAAAACUAUUUUACCUGAGUUGUAUAUAUGGUUCAUACCUGUUUUCACUGCUCAUCAAGUGUAAUGUCACUUGCGUGUGUGAAGUGAGGCCUGCUAUUUGAUGCUGUAUGUACUCUACCAGUCUCAACAAACUUCAAUAAAUACACAUGUAUUUU